This is a messenger RNA of Nothobranchius furzeri (turquoise killifish), 5531 nucleotides long. RefSeq names its product DNA (cytosine-5)-methyltransferase 3B. Gene Ontology annotation, cellular component: nucleus. NCBI's taxonomy places the organism in Eukaryota, Metazoa, Chordata, Actinopteri, Cyprinodontiformes, Nothobranchiidae. The record is from RefSeq and is a predicted model, not a curated record. Gene Ontology annotation, molecular function: DNA (cytosine-5-)-methyltransferase activity, acting on CpG substrates; DNA binding. Gene Ontology annotation, biological process: negative regulation of transcription by RNA polymerase II.
GCGCGACAGCCACUGGGGGCGGAGCUUCGGUCCGGGCCCGGGCGGGGUGUGAACAGUCGGUGUUUAGUAAGUGGAAGGGUCGGCAGACUCCGCACGGGCACGAGUGAGUUUCACUGUGGAGAUGGAUCGCAGAACACCAGAAGAACCAGCAAGGAACCAAUCACUCACUAACCUCAGCCAAAAUGUAUCUGUGAUAUCUUUGAUAUCAGAAGAUGAAGAGGACAUUGUGUGUGUCUCUCUGGAGCAGACGGAGAAUGCUAAGGAGGAUGAGUGUUUUCAGAAACAGCAGAAUCUGACGGCAGCCAAACCAGGUGUGGACAUGGAGAAUGCUGGAGAUCAUCAUGGCCACUGUGAUUUAGUGGGCUUUAUCAGAAGAUGCUGUGGUACUCACGUCUACUCACCUGAUCCAAAAGAGAUUGUGCAGGCUGUUUCCAACACGCCUUUCUGCCUGUACCUGUACGUGGGAGUGCAGGUGGAUGAAGGGCACAGCACCAGCUUUGUGCUCAUUAGUUAUUUUGACCAAAGCUCGGGUAGGAGUGUAGUGAAGCUGCUGCACACUCUGCAGAUAAGCACCGACACCGCUUAUCCACAGGUCUCCGGAGACACAGACGCAGUCACGCGUGCAGCUCGUUCUGAUGCCUGCCUUUUGAUUCGGACGCUAGAAAAACUGGAGCUUCCACUUUCCAACAUGGCUGUGUUUUACUGCAGCGAGCCCCAGCUGGGCGAGAUGUGUGUGUCUGGGCUCCAGACGUUCAGCCCAAAUGUGAUAUCACUCUGCAGCAUCCCCGGAAUUGCAGCAAGAGCCUCCCAGGCUGCACUCACAGCUUCAUUUACUCACGUGGUUGACUUGAUCCUGGACAUCCAUCAUCAUUACUCCACCUGCACUUCCAUUAACGACAGCCUGAAGGAGGUCUUUGCUAACACUCAGUCCUACAACCCCCUCUGUCCCAUCUCAACGCAGUGUUCGUUCGUCACACACAGUGUGCAGAAGAUGGUUGCCCGCUGGCAGGAUCUGCUGGACUAUUUUCAAUCCCUGAAACAAACGGAGGUUACUAACCAGAUCAGAAUGCGGCUCAUGGAUGAGAAUGUCAGACUGCAUUUUCUCUUCCUGUGUCACGCUCUGGAGCCCCUCAAAGCUCUCCAGGAGCUGCAGGAGGCCGGCACCAAAGACCUGGCUGUUGAGCUUCAGCUCACGUCCAUUCUGCUUCAGUCCUAUGCAGCCAGCAUUCUCCGCUCCUCUGCUGUCAGUGGCUUUCUGUGGAGGCAGGAUUUGCAGCUGCUCAGCAGUGAGAAGGACCUCCUGCCUUUAGCCGAGGUGAACAUUGGUUCUCAGACCACAGACCUCAUGUGGGCCAUGGGUCUGAACGGAGGUGAAAGGGACAUGAUUGGCUUCCUGAAGCGUGCACAGUCCUUCUAUAAAGCGGCGCUUCAGAGUUUGAUGGAGAGUUUACCAGAAGCACUUGGGGAUGUGACACUAAAGAACAUCAAGGACAUUGUGAAAGACCCAAAAAAUUUCACGGUCAGACAUUUUCCCAAGAAGGUCCUGUCCCAAAUUGGUGUUCAGCUGGGUUUGUGUGCUGUUGGACCUACAGAGAACCAACUGGCAUCCAGUUACAGCGCGUUCCUCCAGAUGCUGAGCCAGGAAUCGAACUGGAAGGAGUGUAACAGCUGGGCCCAGGUUUUGUCUCAGAUGAGACGGUGGACAAGUCUGCACAAACUUCUUCUGACCCUGCUGACCAUGCCCAGCUCUCUACACAGGACUCGGGUGUUCUCUGAGGCCUACCCGAACGUCCGAAUGCCUCACCGCAGGGAGGAAAACGCAGAAAACUCCCCUCUGCUGAAACCUAGGAGAUCACGACCUUCUGUGCUCAAAAGGAGACCACCUUCCCUGGCCAGGCAUGCAGGCCAGAGAAGAGAACAGGAGCUUGAGGAGACUUCAGGAGACAGUGACAGCACUGCAGCAAAGCCUUUAAGCUCUAAAACCACUCAACUCGAUGACAGGAUAGAAGACACUGACAAUUCAUCAGAUGUGAUCGAUAUUACAGAAGGAUCCAAAAUGUCUUUUACCAGCAGUCAAGUGACACCACAACGUAAAGGAAGUCACCAGGGAGAGAUUGGUCUGAUAUUGACGAGUGAUGAAGAAGAUGCCAGCUUAGAUGCUACGGCCACAACUCCUCGCUCUGAAGAGCUUCCAGAAGGAUUCAUUGGGGAGCUGGUCUGGGGAAUGAUCGUGGGCUUCCCUCCCUGGCCGGGCAUCAUCGUACCAAAUAAAAGACAAGGUCAUCCACCAGGCAUGAUAAUGGUGGAGUGGUAUGGACAAAAAAUGUGUUUCCAGGUCAGUUUGAAGACCCUGCGCCCAUUUGCUGAGUUUGGCCUGCACUUCAGUGCCAAUUAUUUCGCCACCUUCAUCACCUACAGAGAGAGCAUCUACACAUCACUUCAGGAAGCAGCACUUCGCUGUAAUAAGAAGUUUCCUACAGAGCUGGAAGAUGGUGAAGAGCUGCUGAAACACCUGUUAGACUGGGCCUUUGGAGGCUUUCAACCAUCUGGUCCAGCUGGAUUCAAACCAGCCAAUGGUAAGGAAAUGACCAGGCCAGUGGUGAAGACGAAACUCGUCGGGAAAGUUGACUUGUUUACCAACCAGUCUGACCCAAUGAAGAACAAGACCAAACUCAGCUCUGAGAUGAACAACGCAGCUGCUGUGCCACUGAACAACCUGUCCUGUACUUCUUUCCAGUCGAAAACUGACAAUAGAAACAAAUUUGAUCCUGAAAAAAAACGCUCCAAGUCACUGGAAAGAAAAGGGUCCAGGGGCACAUUAAGUACAGAGAUGGAGAAACAUGGAAGUCUGGAGGAGGAGAAAGAUGAGUGGGCCAAAGAGUGGGAGAAGAUGAAGCCUGUGUCGGGAAGGAGAUCAAGCAGAGGAAGUACGAGAGUAGGGAGAAGUCUUAAAAAGACAUUUGGGCCAUUUUAUGGAUUAGACGACGACAUGUCGCCAGACUUUGUUCCAUCCAAGAAAAAGAACUUUGUCAAAACCUACAAUAAAGGGAGUCAGGCAACCAGUGUGUACACACAGCCUGACCAAAAGCUCAGAGAGGAGACCAUCCAUAGGAUCAUGAACCUGAAACUGGACAUUGAAGGCUUCUGUUUGUGUUGUGGAACUGAGAACAUCGAGAUUUCGCACCCUCUUUUUCAAGGCAGCCUCUGCUUAAAGUGCAAAGAUAACUUCACAGAAACUCUAUAUCGCUACGAUGAAGAUGGAUACCAGUCCUACUGUACUAUUUGCUGCUACGGGCUUGAGGUCAUACUGUGUGGAAAUGAUAGCUGUUGCAGGUCCUAUUGUGAGGACUGCCUGAACAUCUUGGUUGGACCAGGGACAUUUGAGUCACUUAAGCACCUUGACCCAUGGAUUUGUUACCUGUGCCAACCUCAUCUGCCCCACGGUGCGCUGGUUCCUAGAGUGGAUUGGAGUGUUCAAGUCCAGGAAUUGUUUGCUAACAACAGUGCAAUGGAGUUUGAACCUCAUCGUGUUUACCCAUCUAUUCCUGCCUACCUGCGCAGACCAGUUCGAGUUCUUUCUCUGUUCGAUGGCAUUGGGACAGGCUACUUGGUGUUGAAAGAUCUCGGCUUUAAAGUGGAGAAGUAUGUUGCCUCUGAGAUUUGCGAAGAUUCGGUUUGUGUGUCGACCAUCAACCAUGACGGGAAGGUAUCCCAUGUUGGUGACGUUCGAUUCAUCACCCAGGAAAAUCUUGAGAAGUGGGGCCCAUUUGAUCUGUUGGUUGGCGGUAGCCCCUGUAAUGACCUCUCCAUCGUAAAUCCAAUUCGGAAGGGUCUCUAUGAAGGCACUGGCAGGCUCUUCUUUGAGUAUUUUCGCAUCCUGCAGCUACUGAAGCCCAAAGAGGACAACCCUCUGCCUUUCUUCUGGCUGUUUGAGAAUGUGGUCUUCAUGAACACCCACGACAAAGUCAACAUCUGCCGUUUCCUUGAGUGUAACCCAGUACUUGUGGAUGCAGUCAAAGUGAGCCCGGCACACAGAGCUAGAUACUUCUGGGGGAACAUACCCGGGAUGAGCAGGCCCAUCAUCGCCUCCCAGAAUGACAAACUGAGUCUCCAGGAAUGUUUAGAGAUAGGUCGAGAGGCCAGGGUAACCAAGGUGAGAACGAUAACCACCAACCCAAACUCACUGAAGCAGGGUAAGGACGUGUCCCUGCUGCCGGUCCUGCAGAAUGGAAGUGAGGACAACCUCUGGAUCACGGAGCUGGAAAAAAUCUUUGGAUUUCCCAAACAUUACACUGAUGUGAGGAACCUGAACCGACAACAGAGGCAGAAGCUGCUGGGGAAGGCGUGGAGCGUUCCCGUCAUCCGUCACCUUUUUGCCCCCUUGAAGGAGUACUUUGCUUGUGAGGAGCUUCCUCUCCUGACCGUCCCCAGCACGUCCAGCUCCGUCUCUCCCCCACUGCCCCACACUCUGCAGACCUCCACCAGCUUCCAGCAGUAGGGGAGUCUCCAUCUCCAUAGUCUGACAGAAUGUUUAGUGUUUAGUUCAUUUCAGAUUAUUUUUCUUGAAUCUUUUAUACUUUUUAAAGACACUACAAAAUACACACACACACACACACACACACACACACACACACCACACACACACUUGAUUUUCAUGGUGCUGUAUAGGUCCUGUAGCAGUUGAUGAGCAGAAACUGGGGAUGCACCAGUAUAAUAAUGGUUUGAUAUGUUUGCCUACACUAGUGGCCACAGCACCUACGUUACCUCUGUGCUUCAGUCGAACGAUGUACACUCCCAGGCUGCAUCACUCGCAUGGCCAGCCCCCUCUGAAACUCACACUCAAAUAUACUAGGAUGUUAUAAUAUAACCAGCCCUGUUUUCCAACAACACUACUCAGAACAAAAGGAGCAGGGAAUCAGCAAACCGUGUGAGGUGAUCUGUAUGCCGCACAAAAACACGUCACAGCAAAGCCAUGAACCGUCUACUUAGUCUCUGGCCUUCUGUCGGACUCUGAACGAUGAAAUGGCUGCAGGCAGGACGCUCUGGAGCAGCCAGUGACUCCGCGCCCUGGCCUUGUAGUGGUCAACAAACGCGUUUCCAGACCAAGUCAGCCUGCUAAGAAGCACAAGGUAGGAAAGAGGAGGGAAAUACUGAAAGGUUGCUGCUAGAAAUGGCAGCCUGACCGAACCACACCCAUCAGGGUCACGCUGAGUGUUGCUGUUGGAAAACCUCGGUAACAUCAACUGAUGAUGGUCCUUAUGCUGGUUUAUUGUGUGCCUACCCCACUUUCCCACUUUUACUGGCUUUUUGCCACAUGUGGCUGCAGAUGAGUCAAUAAUCAGGUCAGGAAACGUUGAAUGUGAUUAGAUUGCACAACAUUUUUGCACAUAAUUCCGGGUGAACACAUGAAUGUGGUUUGAAUGAGGCAUAGCUGUGAAGUGUCAUACAUGCUGGUUUAAACAUGGUGGAACACGGCAUGAUGUCCUGUUUACGACAGAUUUUAAUGAAUAAAUUUUUUUUUCAUUUCCAAA